Malurus melanocephalus (red-backed fairy wren) is the source of this 4668-nucleotide messenger RNA. It is a transcript of the gene IRAG2, whose product is annotated as inositol 1,4,5-triphosphate receptor associated 2. The coding region runs from base 1 to 4515 and encodes 1504 amino acids. Gene Ontology annotation, cellular component: endoplasmic reticulum membrane. NCBI's taxonomy places the organism in Eukaryota, Metazoa, Chordata, Aves, Passeriformes, Maluridae. The record is from RefSeq and is a predicted model, not a curated record. The transcript is spliced from 40 exons.
AUGCAGCCCCCUCGCCCAACAAACCGCUUGACCAGGUGGUGCGGAGAAAAGAUGGUGGCCCUUGUCCCCGGGAUAAAAAGAAACAAAAGAAAAAACGUCCACCUGACCGCUCAGAUAUUUUGCAAGGGAAGGGAAUUUGUGAUGUCUUUGGAAUGUGGAGCUAAGAAACGGCAUCACAACCCAGUGAAGAGCAUCUGCAGGAAGAUCCAGUCUAUCCAAAUGAUGGACCAAGUCUCCAACCCAGCCUUGCAGAUCCCAAAAUUUCAGUCCCGGAACUUUGACAGUCCACAGAGCAAUGUUAAAAAAAAUCUGGAAGAAAUACUGAAAGGGAGAACUUGCAGAAACCGGGAUAGUACUUUUUCCCCCUCAGCCACGCCUGACAGUGACAAUGUUUUCUCUGCUAACUCACCUUGUCUCGGGGCCACCUCUGACUCCCACUCUGCAAAUGCCACCUUUUCAAUCCUUAAAAGCAGUGAGAGAUCUGGCAGCCCAUGGAGGUCUGAGUGCCCCAUGGAUAACUCUUCUCCAUACUGCUUUGGAUCCAGGGAGGCCAAUGCCCAGGACAAGCUGUGUGCUUUAUCACACGCUGAACCUAAAGAUGUGCGCCCCAAGCAGAAGUAUCUUACAUCAAGUCCAAAUUUAUAUUUCUUCACAUCUGAUAAAAAGCCAGAAAGUGCUGUGGUCCAACCUCCUGUGCAAAAGGCAUUUCCUUCCAGUGAAAGAGGGGGGAGGCAGACAUUGGGGUACAAAGCUGAUGAGAUGYACGAUGUGAGCUUGAUCUGUGAAGAAGACCUGCUGACCACGAUCUUCUGUGCCUGUGACAUCCAUCACACAGGAAAAGUGGCAGUGUCCAAACUAAUUGAUUAUUUGAGGCAUACAACUAGUCGGGGAUCAGAGGACAGUGGUCUUGAAGAGCUGUGCACCAUGCUCGACCCAGAGCACAAAGACAUCUCCAUGGACCUGGAAACAUAUCAUGCUGUCAUGGGAGAGUGGAUUGAAGRCCGUAAGAGGAAAUGGGAAGAUGGUGCCACUGAGGAAUCAUCAGCAAGCAUGGAAGACCUGGAAUUUCAAGUGCCUAGAAAUGUCUCUGAAGCCAAAAGGACACAUGGGCGGAUGAAUGUUACAGCGGGAAGCUUGGAGGCCUUUGGGGGUGAUGUGUCUAAAGGAGACAUGGAGACUUCUGAUUUGAUAACCUGCGUUGCGGACCUGCAGUACAGCAACCAGAAACUUCAGGAAGAGAACAACAAGCUGAAGCUCACCCUGGAAGCUGUGGAUGAGACCAACAGCAAGCUCUUGGCAGAUAACGAGCAUCUACGGCAACAAUUGAAAAGCAUCCAGAACUCUGUGUUGAAAGCCAAAUCGCUGGAAGAAGACCUUGAAGAAGCAAGGAACAACCUGAACCUGUCAGAAGAGAAGAGAGAGCAGAUACUGUGGCAGAACAAGCAGCUAGAAAAAGAAAAUCAGUCUCUCAACAUCAAAGUUACUUCUCUCCAGGAAGAGAUUAUUAGGAAUAGCAUGGACACUGAYGGGCUGCAAAAGAAGAUUUUGGAGCUGUCUAAAAACACAGCACAACUUCAAAUCCAAGCCCAUGUCUAUGAGAGCACUGUGGUGAAUAAAGAGGCAAGCCUGAUCCAGAAGGAGCAGGACAUCAAGGAGCUCAAGUUAACCAUUGUGGAGUGUUCCUCGAUAAUAGAGACACUGCGGGCAGAAAAAAAUAAACUCCUGGAGAACAUCCAACACAUGCAGCAAGAGCUGAUCUCAAAUGGGCUAAGUUUCCCCUGGUUGUGUAAAUUUAAUAGCAAUGUUCCUGAAGGGAUGAAUUCACUGCACUGUGAACUGGAGCUUGCACAGUCUUCUGAGUUUAUCAAGACUGAAUGGACGUCCCUGGAUGAAACACUGGACCGUGAAGUGCUGCUUUUGCUUCAGGGGCCUGAAUAUGCAGGAGAAAAAUUCAAGGCUAUCAUGCAAAACCUGCAAGAGGAAGCCUCUGAAGCAGAGGAGCUUGUCAUGGUUUCAUUACAAUGGGUAAAAGAUCCUGAUGAGGACACGGAACAAGCCUGGGAAAGAAAACUCGUGGCUCUCAAGCAAGAGCUGGGAGAAAAAAGGCAUCUUUGGACCCAGAAACUCCAGCUCUUGGAAAAAUGCAAGGAGUCCUUAGACAAGGAUUUUAUUCGAAUGGCAGGCAACCUGAGGAGAACCAAGACUGAACAGCUGCACCUCAGGAGAGAGCUCUCUGCUAGGCAACAGGAGAUAGAAACUGUCAAACAGCUACAAGAAGAAACUGCUGGCCAGGCAGAAGCCYUGGCUUUAGAGCUGCAAAAAGCCACCAAGCAGCUGGAGGAUGCCAACAAACAGGCGGAGGAUCAAGUUGAAGCAUUUCACUCUGCUUGUGAGGAAGCAGCAUCCUUGAAGAGCAAGUUGGAGGAAGCCAUUUCUGAGCAGCAGAAGCUGAGGGAUGCGAACGCAGCUUUAGCGAGCACUUGCCAGUUGCUUUGGGAGAAGGUGGAACACCAGAAAACAACUGCUAAUGCACUGAGAUGGGAACUGCUGCAGAGGCGCCUCUGUGAAUUGYUGUGCCAGUGCUGUGCAGAGUUAGAAUCUGAGUAUGCYCUGCUGCCCACAUCAGCUGAACAUGUGAAAGGGAAGCAGCUCCAAUGCUCCAAACGACGGUGGAGUGAAGGACCCACCUGGUACUCUGAAUUUCCCUGGGCACUGCCCUCGGGUGUUUCACACUGGCAUAGCUCCCUUCUGCUAGAUGCUCUGACCUUGGAGACCUCCUGCCCAAAUAGCUCCUCUGGGCACCGCUGGGAUCAGCCUUGCUGGCAGAGCUCUGGCAGCUGCACCUUGGGGAGGUGUGAUGUGGGACACGUGUCUACCUCAGAUGUGACAUCGCAGGAGCGCAGGUGGAAAAUAUGCUCUGCUGAUGACUACACUGAUGCAGACCUUCCUGUUUCCAUUACAAUGAUGGACUCUUCACUUGCUGAGGUCGACUGUGGGGAGUCAACACUAUCAGCCRCUCUGAUCCCAUCCAGUGAUCACUUAACGCCAGCCCAAGAAGCUCUUGCAUCCUCAGGGGAAAGCACAGCACCCCUCCCGGGCUGCCUUGUAAUGGAGGAAAGAUCACCCAAGGACUUACAGGAGAGAGAGGAACAUGUGCCAACUUCUGCAGCAACGGAGACAAACAGUGACAAGGACCCAGCUGCUCCUGUGCCAGGACCAAAUCAGAACAAGAAAGAAUUCUGCUCUGUGAUGGAGGAACACAAGUCUGCRUUUCAAAAUGUUUUGAAGAAAGACCCGGAGGUAGACCUGGAAAAGAAAAAUGAUAAAGAGUGGAGUGAGGAAGCACCAGCUGUGGUUCCCAGUUGGAAAGGGAGUUCACCCUCUGCAGGUGGCAUUAAAGGAGAUAAAACCAAGCAAAAUGAGYCUGACUCUCCAAAUGAGAAGGAGGUGGAGGCUGAAUUUCUGAGGUUGUCUUUAGGUUUUAAGUGUGACUUGUUUACCUUGGACAAGAGAGUGAGGCUCGAAGAGAGGUCCCGAGACUUGGCUGAAGAAAAUUUGAAAAAGGAGAUUGAAAAUGCUGUGAAGAUGUUAGAGGCAUUAGCUCCUUUGUGUGAAGAAGAUAACCAAGCACAGGAGAUCAUUAAGAAGCUGCAGAAAAGUCUGCAGUUCCUCAGUCAAUAUGCAGCCCGAGUCGCCAGCAGAGCAGAGAUGUUGGGAGCUAUUAAUCAGGAGAGCCGGGUGAGCAAGGCAGUGGAGGUGAUGAUCCAGCACGUGGAAAACCUGAAGCGCAUGUACGCCAAAGAGCACGCCGAGCUCGAGGAGCUCAAACAGCUCCUGCUCCAGAACGAGCGCUCCUUCAGCUCCCUUGGAGACAGAGAUGAAUCUACAAAUAAGAAGCUACCAAGUCCUUUUAACUUUAAGCCCUCGUCAGCCCUGCGGAGAGUUAGCAUUGCAACAGUGCCCAGGAGCGCUGGGAAUGCAGGGAUUGGGUUGCCACUGGCCCAGUUCCACGACCCUGAUGGAGACGAACGGAGUGACAGAUUCAGCAGGAGAUCGAGCAGUUGGGGCAGGCUAGGAGUGAAGCAGAAUGAGAAGCGUCCUUCGCUGCAGAGGUUCCUCAGCACCUAUUCCUGGGCRGAGUAUGAAGAGGAGCAUUUUGAAACCAAAAACGAGCAGUCGGAAUCGCCUGCAGAAGUACAGGAACAACCAGCCAGGAAGGARAGUGUCUCUGAAAAAGGCAAAUAUCCAACCAAAUGGACCCUGGAGUCAGUGUACAAUUUGAUGUCAGCGUGGGCAUCCCACUUCAAGGAUUCCUUUUCCAAUGCCAACAAAACCCUCUGGGUGUCCGUGUCCAUCCUGGUCCUGCUGGCUGCUCUCACGAGCUUCCUCACGGGGCUGUCCCUGCAAAGACCAGCAGAUGCAGCCCCUGUAGGCACUGGGGACUCCUGGACAUCCUUACAGCAGCUGCUGUGGCCCUACACAGGACUGCAACACAAUGGCCCUCCCCCGGUAUAACCAAGGCUCUGCCUGCUGCAGUUGCACUGCCAAGCUCGCUGGAGGACAGGAGGUGAAGCUGAGCUUUAUUUAAGGUUACACAUUUGGAUUUGUUUUGUUGGGUUGUGGGUAUUUUUUUGGGGGGGAGAUGAAUUUUUUUCUUUAAAGCAUGAC